GGAAAGCUAACAAAAAAAAAAAAAACAAAAUAAAAAAAAGAGCAAACACUCGAUGCAUUUUAAGUUGUCAUCGAAAUCAUAUUGAUUGAGUUAAUAUUUCGGCCUUGAAAUGUUUCCAAAUCAAAAUAAUUUGGCCGGCACUGCAGCAGCAGCCAGCGAUGCUCAGCAACAGAACCUCAACUACAAUGGCCUGCAACAACAGCAACAACAACAACAGCAGCAGCAGCAACAACAACAACAACCACAACAGCAACAAUUGUCACAGUCGGCGAAGAAUGUGCGCAAGAAACCGUAUGUGAAGAUAACAGAACAGCCCGCUGGUAAAGCUCUGCGUUUUCGCUAUGAAUGCGAGGGUCGCUCGGCGGGUUCCAUACCCGGCGUCAAUUCAACGCCCGAGAACAAAACCUAUCCGACCAUCGAGAUUGUCGGGUACAAGGGACGCGCUGUUGUCGUCGUCUCCUGCGUCACCAAGGACACGCCAUAUCGUCCACAUCCGCACAAUCUGGUUGGCAAGGAGGGCUGCAAGAAGGGCGUCUGCACGCUGGAGAUUAGCAGCGAGACAAUGCGAGCGGUGUUCAGUAAUCUGGGCAUCCAAUGUGUUAAGAAGAAGGACAUUGAGGCGGCGCUAAAGGCGCGAGAAGAGAUUCGAGUGGAUCCAUUCAAGACUGGAUUCUCGCAUCGCUUUCAGCCGUCGAGCAUCGAUUUGAAUUCGGUGCGAUUGUGCUUUCAAGUAUUCAUGGAGAGCGAGCAAAAGGGACGCUUCACAUCCCCAUUGCCACCCGUUGUCUCUGAGCCGAUCUUCGAUAAGAAGGCCAUGUCCGAUUUGGUGAUUUGUCGGCUGUGCAGUUGUUCGGCCAGCGUGCUGGGCAACACUCAGAUCAUAUUGCUGUGCGAGAAGGUGGCCAAAGAGGAUAUCACGGUGCGCUUCUUCGAGGAGAGGAACGGACAGACGGCCUGGGAAGCACUCGGUGAUUUUCAGCACACUGAUGUGCACAAGCAGACUGCCAUUACGUUUAAGACGCCGCGCUAUCACACCCUCGAGAUAACCGAGCCCGCCAAGGUUUUCAUACAGCUGCGACGACCGUCGGAUGGUGUAACCAGUGAGGCUCUGCCGUUUGAAUAUGUGCCAUUGGAUUCAGGUAGGCAUACGUUCUGGAAUCUUCAUCGGCAUCUCAAGCGGAAGCCGGAUGAAGACAUCUUUCAGCAAAUACUAUCGAUUGAUAACGCCAAACGCGAACCGCCCACAAUUGAGGUAAUUGAUUUAAAUACACCGAAUUUGGAGGAACCAGAGCCGAUACUGAUCGAUGAGGUAGCCACAAUGGAUAAUGAGGCAACAAUGAAUGAGGCAACAGUGGAUGUCAUAGAUCAGGCGCCACAGGAUAUGGAGGCCGCCGAUGCUGAAGCGGAUCGUUUGCGCACCGAACUCGAAAUUGAUUCGAUAAUCGAUCAAAAGGUGCGCGAAAUGGAACAGCUUCAACUGGAGCAACAACAGCUGGAACAGAAACUGGUUGCAACAACGACGACGACAACCAAUGAAAAGAUUAACGAGUGGAUAAAGUCCAAUGAGUUGCAACAGCAGUUGCCAUACGAAACCAGUUCCGAUGCUGCCCCCGCUGAACUCGAUGCCGAGGACAGCGAUGCACCAAGCGAGGCAACUCAAGUGGCAGUACAAGUGGCGCCUCAAGUGGCAGAUGAGGAGGAUAAAACGUUGAACGACCUGCUCGAACAGGUGGCCGAGUUGGAUGAGAUCUAUACGGAUUUUGUGAUGCAACGCGAUACAUACAACAAUACGUUGCACAACGAGCUGCAGAGCAUGGAUCGCCAGCAGCCACAACCGCAUCCACCGUUGCAGGUGGAGGAUAGCUUCGAUGAUGCAGCCACCUACACAAGUCUGCAGAUUGCAUUCAAGAAUCCCGUACACAUACCCAUGGAUGAUGACCGGAUGCCACCAACGCCGCCCAUGUCACAGUGUGCACCGGAGGAUGCACAGCACUACGAUGCCGUCGAGGUGAACUCGCAGCGGGAACAGGAGCUCAAGCAACAGGCUGUCCUCCAGCAGGAGGAGGAGAAGUUGCCACCUUUGCCACCGAAACGUUUGCGCAAACAGGAUAGCAAUGCCGAGAAUCGUUCCAUUGAUGCAAAUUGCAGCAAUUUGCCAACGGCCCCGCCCGUUCUGCAUCCAAGAAACUCGGAUGCUGUGGCGCCCACAAAACGCCUGCCACAUCCCCCGGAGACGGAGCUGAAAGCCAAGCCCAAAUCAAAGCCCGCAAAGAAUCCCAAUUUUAAUACGUUGCCGCGUCAAAAGAAACCCGGGUUUUUCGCCAAACUCUUCUCGCGCCGCAAAAGCAAACCCGAAUUGUCGUUGGACAGCAGCGAGAAUUGCUCCAAAAAUAAUAGUACCUUAGCAAGUCGCGAGCCCAGCAUGGAAUCGAAUCUAAAUAUGCGUAAAACAGAGAAAGCAAAUGUAGCAAGUGCGGCAAGUGCCACACGCAAGUUCAACAAGACAAGUAAGCCGUGUGGUCGCAGCGUGAGCAGUGUGUCUGGCAAGAGACCCACGUAUUUAAAUGCAAAUGUGGUGCACAUACCACUCAAGGGUGACAGUGCGAGCAGCUUGCAACAGCCCACAAAUGAGGCAUACUCGAAUGCCAGCACCAUAACAGUGGGUGGGCAGCUGGACAGACGCACUGCAUCCGCGCUGCAAUUGGCCGAGAUACCAAUCAGCGAGGGUGGCAUGGAAUUGGUUGCCAUUGCCGAUCGUCAGAGUCUCCACAAUUUGGUCAGCUCAAUUGAGGCACAUUUCAAUGUGAAAAUGGAUCCCAAUUUGGAUUUAACCGAAGUGGAACACUUUGCUUUGUAUACGAGUGUGCCGCCCCAGGCAACGGCCAGUGAGUUUGAUGAGACAUCCGCUUACUAUGCCUCCGUGGAUGCGGGCGAGAUCUUAACACCCGAACAGGUGGCCAAACGCUUGGUGGCAGCUCAAAAUGGCAGCAAUUGAAGCGAGCAGUAGCAGUUGCAACACAGGAGCGGUUCAGUCUGCCUGGGGAGCCCACAAAUAAUUGUUUAUUAAUUUGAAAUUCAAAAUGACAGCAAUUGCAACGAGCAGCAGCAGCAGCAACAACAUUGAAGCGGUUUGCUGUUAGGCGCACCCGUUUGUGGGGCGCAUAAAUAAUUGUUGUUUUUAUCUUUAGCGCAACGCCUAAAAACAAUUUGUACGAAAGGCGAGCCUUUCACAAUUUUACACUUGGCAGCGAGCGCCAAACGUUUGCGCUCCAAAUUUGUAAUUUGUAAUUGUAAUUUGUUUUUAGAAAAAAAAACCCUCUCAACAUACCCUAUAAAAUUUGUAUGUGAACUUUGUAAGCGAUAGUUGAGGAAACUAUCCAAACGAAACUUGUUUUGUAAAACAGCUGAGCAAAAAUCGCUGUUCAAUUUGUUUGUGUCUUGUCUGAAGACAACCGACUUUGUAUUUAAUAGAUUUAAAAGGGGUUUUGAAAGAAAAAAACCAAGUUAAGACUCUUAAAGAAAAGAUUGUCCCAUUUAUUGCGAAUACACUGUAAAUGUUUUUAUUGUAGAUCCAGCACAUUUGAGGCGUAAACGUCAAAAGACUGGCGGUGAUCCAAUGCACUUGUUGCUCCAGCAACAACAGAAACAACAACAGCAGCAUCAGAAUGAUCAUCAGGAUGGUAG
Molecule: messenger RNA, 3684 nt
Organism: Drosophila grimshawi
Lineage: Eukaryota; Metazoa; Arthropoda; Insecta; Diptera; Drosophilidae
Gene: dl
Product: embryonic polarity protein dorsal
Exons: 5
Coding region: 110-2995 (961 amino acids)
Biological process (GO): cellular response to stress; non-canonical NF-kappaB signal transduction; canonical NF-kappaB signal transduction
Cellular component (GO): cytoplasm
Molecular function (GO): DNA binding; DNA-binding transcription factor activity
Source: RefSeq, a predicted model, not a curated record